This is a messenger RNA of Brassicogethes aeneus, 3010 nucleotides long. The record is from the annotation of a GenBank genome assembly. NCBI's taxonomy places the organism in Eukaryota, Metazoa, Arthropoda, Insecta, Coleoptera, Nitidulidae.
ACAUCAUUAAACUAUCGACGGAGCACGCAACGCAUUCUGGUUAGUGCGAAAAAAUGUUCAGAAAGCGAAGUAGGGCGGAAAGUUUCAACAAAAGUGCCAAAUUGAGGAAGCUGGAGGAGUUGGGUCUUCCCAACGCAAAAUUAAAGUUUUGCCCUGAACAACUGUUGAAUAUUAAUUACAUUUUUAAUGAGAGAUUAGAGGAAAAUGCCGCUCAUUCAACAGAUAAAUCCAUUUUACUGGCUAAAUCAGUUUCGGAAAGAUUGGUGCAAAGACUUUUGUGUGGAGUGGGCCAGCUGGACCAGAGAUUUUCGUCGAAAUUCUUGAUAUGCAAUCAUCAACACAGAAAUAAAUCCCUCCCUCUAAACCUCAAAUAUUUGGUACGUCUGGACUCUCUAUCAACCCCAGUAAUCUAUGAGAACGACCAAACUUUAAAGUACUCAGUCAUAGAGACGGAUUCUGAUUACCCAGCUGGUUAUGCCAGAAUAAGACUACACACUUCCUCAUUUCAAACGUGGGGGGACUACACAAGCUCCAACGGAUACUUGAGAAGGGACAAAGUGCAAGCGAAAUUCGUUGAGCUCUUGGCCCAAUCGGCUGCCAGAGAUCUACCAAAUUCGCCUUUACAAGUUGAUGAGUCCACAUCUUGCGGAAUACCAGGGAAAAUUCUUGACCCGGCUACUCUACAUUUCAUACUGAACUUGGACUCGAAAUAUCAAGUCUACUAUGGACCAGGAGGUAACGUACCCAGAUUUCCGGACCCAAGAGACAUCAGACUGGCAAUUAUCGACGAACCCAACGGUGUCAAACUCAAAAUCGAGUUUCUAUCACCAGCCUUGUCGAACAUUUCGAUAAACGUUCGCCUAUUGGUGGCCAUAGGCAUAGACGCCUGGCCCAGCACUACCAACUUUCCAUCCAGAGUGUCCCUAGGCCACUGCGACUGUUUGUUGUACCAUAGAGCGUCCCAGACGGGGAUGUACUUGGUGGGUUAUGGGGUUCAGUCAUCGGCAUGGCAAAUUAGAACCCCUGCUGCCGAGUUCAUCAUGUUGAACCAUUAUGGGGUCAAUAGUACCGUCCGGACGGUUCUGGAUGUGCUGUAUUACAUCAUGGAUGAGAUUGAUACAUCCAGGAAGUUUAAAAAACAAGUUUGCUACAAGAUUUUGAACAGAUACAUCCUCCUAACUCUUUUGCUGGAAGAACUGGAAGAAAACAGCGUCAACCAUGGCAGUGACGUCAUUUAUUGGUCGCCACUAUAUUUAUCAACCAUAGUGUUACAAUUAAUGGACAGAAUAAUUCGUCGAUUGUACACCGAACAGCAACCAAAUUACUUCUUCAAAAAGUCCAACCUAUUCAUCAACCCUGGACAUUUAUCCGACGAGGACUUCAUCAUCGAAGCUAACAACGUCAAAAAUUAUCUGGGGAGGCUGUUCGAUAAAUCCCUGAUGUCCACUAAGGAUAAUGAAGCCUUUCAGAGGAUGUCGCUGUCUCAGCAGAGCGAGGCUAUGCUUUUGACGAGAUGGAGGGAUAUUGUACAGGGGUUGUUGCCACCUUCCGGCACCAGGGGGCGCAGGUUUUGCUUUGCGGGGUCGAAAAAUCGACAGGACGUCGUGCACACUCAAUACACCAACAGGCAGCUGGAGUACAUAGGUUUGCUCCUCAAGAAUAUGCUGUUGGUGCAUCAAAAGUUAUUACAGGCUGACCAUACUGCAGUUGACAGUACCAUAAACCACAUGGAUUUUGAUAAGGGCGACCACAUGGAGGACGUCAUAUUCAUUUUGGUGACCAUUAUGGAGCAAGCUAGAGACCAGUACUUAGCCAAUGCAACCAAUCCAAACAUAGUGAAGAAUAAGAGCAAAAUCCGAAGCCACUACAACACGUACACCUCAAAAUUGGUGGAUAUCAUACGUAAGGAUAAAGAGAUCAAACAUCAAGAUUACUCGGACGAUACAGUCUUAGUGAAAAUCAUACUCAAGUGGCUUUAUAAAGCGAUGGACCAAAACAAAAGGCAUUUGGGACCGAUCUUACGUCCGUAUUUAAACAUUUUGUUCACCACCUCGCACGCUGUAUCGUGGCAUCUAGAGUCCAUAAAGCAAAGGCAAUGCGAUGCGGAAAUAUCGUCCCUGAACAAGUUCUGCGAGCUGGUCUACAACGGCAAAAUCACCCCAGCCGAGGGUCUAAUCGAUGCAGUGAACAAGAACUGGGAUUGGGCCAAGAACAUGCUGAAAAUGGUCGAAAAGAGCACCUUAAGGAUUGUUUUUAUUUGCGACAGGGGUAAGGUGUAUCGCCACAUCCUAUCCCUACCCUCCUACGACAGAAAAAAGGAGAAUGAUGGAGGAUCGAGGACUCUGGAGAGCGAGAGAAAGCGCAGGGACAUCAGACGACAGAAAACUUUGCCCAAUAGAAGUUAUUUCGCUUCUAUAAUGAAAGAUAAAGAGAUCUUCAACAAUGAAGACCUAACUCCUCAGCAUGACUUGCUAAAAUUAUCAAGCCCUUUGACAUACGUUUUAACCAGCAAGCAUAGAAAAGGCGAACAUAGGGGUUGUGGAGACGUCUUAAAAACCCUAAUAUCAAUGCAAAAACUGAACGUUUUUCAGGAAGUUACCAGCUGCCUCCCGCAGGAGGACCGUGUGGAACUCCUGGAAAUAAUACACGAGCUGCAGAUUCUGAAGUCCAAACAGAGCGGCAAGAAGUGGUCGAAUACGUUACCGCAUUCGAGCAGUAAGGCAAAUGUUGAGUUUUUUUCGAAGUACACGCCGAAAGAGGAGAGCGCAGGCGUGAAAAUCGUUGCGGAUGGCGUGGCAGAUGAGAAAAGAGAGGAGUUGAAGCUGAAAAAUGUUAAUUUGAAUAGCUUGAUAGGGACUUGUAGAGCAUCUAGGAUCAGAGAGGACAGCAACAUUUUUCUACUGAAUGACAACUUCAAGAUAAAAUCUUUGCUGAACUCAAGUGAUAGCUUUAGAUUUUAGAUUUUUUUUAGAUAAUUAAAUAGAGAUUUGAACGUGUUUUUGUCGUUUUA